This is a messenger RNA of Drosophila simulans, 1054 nucleotides long. RefSeq names its product gamma-interferon-inducible lysosomal thiol reductase. The coding region runs from base 94 to 774 and encodes 226 amino acids. Lineage: Eukaryota; Metazoa; Arthropoda; Insecta; Diptera; Drosophilidae. The transcript has 3 exons. Gene Ontology annotation, molecular function: oxidoreductase activity, acting on a sulfur group of donors, disulfide as acceptor. The record is from RefSeq and is a predicted model, not a curated record.
UGCUUUUAUCCAUAGUCCGAGGAAUUGCUGGCAAUAUAAGUUUCUAGUGUUUAUUUAAAAACAACUGAAUAGGAGAUAAAUUAAUUUUUUGAAAUGAUUUCUAUACGUAAUCGUAUUCAUAUCAGAUUAUUUGUAGUCUUUGCAUUAGUUUGUUUGUUUAUAGUGCUAUUGUGGUAUUCACCUGUGCCAGUUUUAACUAGUCAGCUUCACGGAGGGGCCCUGAUGAAAGUGGUUGUAACUGUGUACUAUGAGGCGUUGUGUCCAGACUCAAAGUAUUUUCUUACUAAGCAACUGCUGCCAACAUUUAAGAUCGCUAAAUCGAUUAUGGAGGUUAAGCUUGCACCGUAUGGCAAGGCGAAAACGAAAGAGCACAACGGUAAAAUUACUUUUGACUGCCAGCACGGUCCUAUCGAAUGCCAAGCUAACAUUUACCACGCUUGUGCUGCUGAGAUAAUUGAAGACCCCCUACUGCGAUUGGAAGUUGCAGCCUGCAUGAUUAUGGACAAUCACUUACCCCAAGAAGCCAUGAAAAAAGCUUUACAGGCCCUACACAUCGACAACACCGAAAAGAUAGACAAGCUUCGCAUUACAGCACAUUGUGUCGGCGCCGUAACUAUUAUCUGCAUUGGCCUUAUAAUCAUCUGUAUGUUGUACUUUUACAAGAAGAAACAACAAAAAAUAAUCUUACAAAUGGCACCUCCAAACCCAAUAAACAACCUGCAAAGACGUCGAACGAAAUCCUCACUCAAUAUUAACGACAUACCAUUCUUCUAAAAAGCUCUCGAGGACUAGCGCAAAUUAAAGGAGGAGGAGUUAAGAAUAAAUUAUAUAUAAAACAAAACUAACUAACAAAAACCAUACAACAACAAAUCUGCCAAGCGAGCGUCUCUUUGAUUUCCGCCACGCUCGCCCAAAAUUCGCUCGCUACCAACGCAAUGCUCGCUACCAAUAUUCUCAGCACUUUGGAUUCCAGGAAAAUAUUGCAACCAAUGAAAAACCCUCUACUGCACCAAAAGCCGGGCCGUACCACAGAAGGCAUCGCCGCUGCCGCUUA